CCAGCCCAUAUAACGGCUGCGUCUGACCACCCGAGCCGACCUCUCGCCGUCGUCUUCCUCCUGGAACCCCCGAAUCCUCCUCAUCUUCCCCCCUUUCCCUCUUAUUGUCGUCGAGAUGUACCAUCCCACGAGAGGCGGCGUCCGCGGCGGGCGAGAUCAAUUCAAAUGGGAUGAUGUGAAGGUUGACAAGCACCGGGAGAAUUACCUUGGUCAUAGUGUUAAGGCUCCUGUUGGUAGAUGGCAGAAAGGGAAGGACUUGUUGUGGUAUACAAGGGAUAAGCAAUCUGACUCAGAAGACGCUAUGAAGGAAGAAAUUAGGAGAGUGAAAGAGGAGGAGGAACAGGCCAUGCGCGAGGCACUUGGCUUAGCUCCCAAGCGUAGCAGUCGACCAAAGGGCAAUCGUUUAGAUAAGCAUGAAUACGCUGAGCUAAUAAAGAGGGGAUCUACCGCAGAGGAUUUGGGAGCCGGCCAUGCUGAAGCAGCACAAGUGCAAGGAUUAGGUUUAUACAAGGCUCCUCACAACGAGGAAGAACCAAGCUCUCUUAGUCCUGACCCUCCUGGAACGGAGCCUGAGCAGGUUGACUUUGCACCUGCAACGAAGCAGGAAGAUUCUGAAGGUGAUAGGAGGGGAAAAAGGCGGGGCGAAGAGAGGAGAGGGGACAGAGAAAAAGAGCGGAGGCGUGAAAAGCACUAUGAGGGAAAAGAGAGGAAGCGAGACAAGUAUGAGAGUAGACACGACUCGGAGGACAGGGAGAAGCGCCACCGCAAGGAUAAGCAGAAGAGGAGGCAUGAUUCUGAUUAACAUAGCAGGCUAGCAGCGCUGCAACAGUAUUGCUACUGUACCUUACUUGCAUGUUUCAUGACUUGGAUGCUACUCUUGCUUGAUAAUGUAGUGUAUGAUUCAAUUCUGCUGUCUAUACCGUGCCCCUAUUUCGCAGAAACACAUGUGCAACUACGGAUAGAAUCGCAUGACUUUGUUGUGCCUGUUGAAGAUUGAAAAGAUGGUGUUUCAUGAAGAAGACUGAAAUCAUGUCUGA
Messenger RNA from Triticum dicoccoides, 1037 nucleotides. RefSeq names its product leukocyte immunoglobulin-like receptor family A protein. NCBI's taxonomy places the organism in Eukaryota, Viridiplantae, Streptophyta, Magnoliopsida, Poales, Poaceae. The transcript is spliced from 4 exons. The record is from RefSeq and is a predicted model, not a curated record. Bases 116 to 802 code for a protein of 228 amino acids.